This is a messenger RNA of Lasiosphaeria miniovina, 1494 nucleotides long. RefSeq lists its product as uncharacterized. The transcript has 3 exons. Lineage: Eukaryota; Fungi; Ascomycota; Sordariomycetes; Sordariales; Lasiosphaeriaceae. Bases 1 to 1494 code for a protein of 497 amino acids. The record is from RefSeq and is a predicted model, not a curated record.
AUGCAGAGAACUGGGGCUACACCGACGCAGCCCGCUGCAGCCUUUUUCGCGUCCCUCUUCAGUGGAGGCGACAGCACAAGCGGCGGGUCGUCAUCGCCAAGCAAGUCGCAUCGCAGAACCGCCAGCAAGUCGCACAACAAGUCGCCCAGCAAGUCACGCCCCGGGACGAGCUCAGGCGAUCAGCAGCAGGCGACUGGACUAGGUUCAGGUACAGGCGACACCUCAAGUCCGCGGCAGCCAAACGUCCUCCACAAAGACCGAGAUCGCGGCCGCCGCCCCUCGUUCGGCCGGAAAGCCUCCUUUUCGUCGUCGUCGCCCAGCAAGGCCCGCCGCCGCGCAGACUCGUCCGCCUCAACAGCCCCUAUCAAUACCAAUACCAAUGGCGGUGGACCAGGAUCGGGUUCCGCCGCUGCUCUAGGUCUGGGUCUCUUCGACGCCGACUCGAUCCCGCCCGUGCCCGAGUUCACCCUCGCCGCCGCCGCCAAGCUCUCCCGCGAAACAGACGCCAUCGCCUCUCCCGCCUCGGCCGACAGCUUCCCCAGGAUGCUGAACCGAACCGCCCCGACGCCCGUGAACGGCUUCCCUGCCUCAUCCAGCGGCCAGCUGGCCCCCCCGGCCGUCGUUGCCCCGGGCCAGCCCACCGAGCUGACCGCCGCCCACCACCAGAUCCAGGAAACGGCCAACAAGAGGAUAUCCACCCUCGACUACCUGCGCAAGGCCCACGAGGGCCGCGUCUACUGGUUCAACACGCUGCUCUUCGACAAGCCCGACCUGGCGCGCAUGCCCUACUUCGACAGCCGGAAGCUGGCCCGUCGCGCCACAAACUACUUGCUGCUGGGAAUCUCCCUGCCCACCGUCAUCGACCUCAACUCCAACACGCCCCUCGAAUUCCUGCGGAGUCUCAACACGCUGCUUUCCGAGUUCGAGAGCUUCCAGCAGCUGCACUCGGAGAAUGGGGGGUCUUCGAGCUCGCUCUCGCGCGCGCGCAUCCCGCAGAUGUUCCGCCGCGCCACCCCCGGCACCAAGGGGCGCCGAUCGAGCAGUGCCACUGGCGAUGCCUCGGCAGGCGUGUUUGAGACGGCCCUCGACGGUAGCUUCAGCGGCAACGGCAGCAUCUCGUCCUCGUCUGCCGCCGCCGCCGCCGCCGCCGCCCCGGCAAGCAUCAUCAACUUCGCGUCGUCCGAGAUCGACCUGCUGCCGGGCGAAGAGUACACGCACCUGCUAACGCCGACGCUGCCAUUCGACCCGGACUUCUUCGAGACGUUCGCGACGCUGUGCGACGUGCUCAUCGACACGUACACGCGGCUGCUGAGCCUCGUGCCGACGCCGCGCGAGUGCUCGGGCCCUGUCGCUGAUCUCUUCGCUAAGGCUGACGCUCGCGUCCGCAAGAUCAUCGUCCAGGGUAUCGUCAAGGACUUUGAGGACGCCAGCCGCGCCGGCGCAAAGACCGAAGUCGCAAACGUCGGCAAGGUCGUCCUCGGCGGCCUGAUGUGA